This is a messenger RNA of Nothobranchius furzeri (turquoise killifish), 19279 nucleotides long. Lineage: Eukaryota; Metazoa; Chordata; Actinopteri; Cyprinodontiformes; Nothobranchiidae. The record is from RefSeq and is a predicted model, not a curated record.
GCCCCCCUAAAAUAAUCACAAGCCCCCCUAUCUUUUUGAGUUUUUUUAGGGCUGGGACCUUAACGCGUUAUUUUGAUUAAUUAGAAAAAAAAACAACACGUUAAAAAAAAUUCACGCAUUUAAUCGCAGCUUGCAUUUCGAGCACGACGGAACCUUUGUCAUUGCACGACUUCCUCGUAGACAGAAUAUCACUGACGCACACAACAAUGCACAGUGCUAAUGGCUUCUAAAACGAAAAAAAAAAAACAGAAAGAAGUUGCCUUGCUUGGACUGAUGCAGGAUUUUGGAAACACGUCCGCCUCUUUUCUUAACUUGGAAAAAAAAAACUCCCAGACAACAACGGAGUCCGUGUCACUGACAUUUUUCAGAGAUCGUCUCUGCUUCGGCUGCCCGGUGGCACAGGAAACUUUACAAAAAUUGCGACUCCAACACGCAACCCAUCCAUCACGAGGAGAAUGUGACGUUGAUGCAGAGUCGAUUCUGCACGUAUGAUCUUUGUUUGGCUGGGAUGACCUUCACUGAAAGAUCCACGACAAACAGAUGUGGGCUUCAAAAAUCACACGCAAGCCUGAAAAGGUGUUACUCAAGAGCAGGAGCACUACAGGGGAAUUGUAUUUUUGCAUUUUUUUAUAUUUUUUUGCAGACGUCCAGUGCAACCUGAGUCCUAACAUCUGCAGGAAUACUUGGAUGACUGCUGUUGUAGGAUGUGUCAGUGGUGGACAGGAGGCUGAGGAAAUCCGUGGAGUGCUUAGUGACAUGGUGUGGGAACAGUCAACACAUUUUGAAUGUGUACAAGAAAGAAAUAAUUUGGAGCUUUAGGAGGGGUAACAACAAGCCAAACAGUAUUUUCUUCCUGAGAGAAGAGCGAGGGGGGUGGUGGAAAAUGACAGCUUCUCGAGUGUUGAGUCGGACCACAGAUUGGACAGGAAAAGCAACACUGCUGCUCUGUUUAUAAGAAGAGACAGAGUUAGACGCCACCUCUUGAGGACACUCAGGCUCUUCAUUGUUUCCAGCAUGAUUUUAUCAUAAUUUUUACAAACCUUUGGUGGCAAAUGCAGUUUUCUUAACAGCCAUCUAUUAGAGCAGCAGAAUCAGACGCUGAACAAACUGCACAGGACGUAACUUUUAAACCCCCAGAAUCGAUUGUCAUCAUUCACUUCUUAGGUUUAUUCCUGACUUUCUCUUCUGAUUAGGAAAUGUUCUGCAACGAUUUCCCCCUCAUGCCAUUUCAUUACAGCUCAUUUUGAUCUGUGGGUAGUAGAAGCACAAAAUGGGCCCUCUUGUGAGUGACAGGAACAAAUUCACUGCGGUUUGAAGUGCGACAGCAGUGAGGGGCGUCUCUGAACAGGAAGGGGUUCAACAUGUGAAAUGCGGACGCUUCAGCAGCAGCAGGGAUUAUUUGAAACUGAUGGACCCACAGCAGGACUCUCACUCUGAAAGACAGCCUUGUUAUCCUCCUCUAGACGGUCUUUCCAGGUGGAGCCUCUAUUAAGAGGAUGUGGAUGCUUCUUUUUUCCUCUCUGUUUCUCAACCUCACAUCCAUCCAUGGGAGAAAAUUCCCAGUUUUAUUUAUUUAUUUUUUUGGGUUGUUUUAACUAUCUUGCACACAAGCAAAACACACAUGUCCCCAUCCCAGUGAAAGCUUCUACAGUCACCGUCUGACCUGCUGCUGAGUCUGGAGAUCUCAGAGCAGCUGUUCCAACUCGAACCUCAGCUGACUGCUCCAGGAGGAAAUAUGUUGAUGAUCUUCCCUGUGUCCAAUUAGAAGAGGCGGAGGGUGUGGGAGGCCUGUGCGAGAUGUGAAGUGAUGCUGCCAUAGGCUUAGACUGCUGCUUGUCUUCUCUGUUGAUUCUCUGUUUCUGGUUAUUCUUCAUAUAAAGGAAUGAGGGAGCCAGUUGUUUUCUUAUCACUCAUAAAAGUCACCCUUUACCCCGUGCUUGCUCAUAAUGAGAGACAUUUUCUACCCCUUUCCUAUAAAUUAGCAAUAUGUUAAAGCUGGAGGCUGCUCAUGCCUGAAGGAUUCGUGCUUUAUGUCAAACAUUAUGAAUAGUCACUGUUUUAUGGCUCUAAAUAAGAUGUUGUUAAGAAGGCAGCCUUUCUUUCAACAACCACUGAUGCUGUCUUUAAAACUGACAAAUGAUCAUGCAACGCUUUCCUCAAGAAACAAUAAAACAGGACUGAUGCCUCUAGGUGUUGCCACCAUGCUGUGCUCCAGAUAAAUGCAGAUAAACGAGUGUUUAAUCCCCAUCUCAUUGUUUUUAAUUGAAAAGUUCAAGUUGUGUUUAUUUCUUUAAAAAUGAAAGGCAUCUCCACACGGGAGGCAAACAAGAAUGCUCACAAAAAAUAAUUCUAAAUAUUUUGAGGGGGGAGUCCUGAAGUCAGUGCUCCUGCAUUUUGGUGACUAUUUAGACUCCUAAGUGUGACUUUUCUGCAUCUACCAAUGCUGAAAAUAUAUUCAUGGAAGAGAAACCAUAUACUUGGAGAACAGUCAGACAAAUUGAGGGAUAAAAGGAACAACCUCUGCAUUUUAGAAAAUAAUUAUAUGUUUGCAUUAAAUAGUAUCCAUGCUGCAUCAAACCUUAUAUUUUCUUCUGUAACUUUAGUUUUCAGCGGGACUCUUUUUAUCGAGUCUUUGUUUUCCUGAAGUUAAGUUUUUCUGUAGUCAAGCAUACCAAACAUAUAUGUAUGUCUUCAAGAAGACAUUUCAAAAUAAUCUACGGUGGCUCAAAAGGUUCAAUGAAUAAAAAAAACUCAAAACAAGGGCAAAACCUGUGACAUAAGUACCCCGGUAAUAUUAAUAUUGAGCUUUAAAAAGUACUCAAGUAAAAAUAAUAAAACAGUAGUUGUGGUCAGCUGUAACUUAUGAUAAAACCUUAAAGUGACAGUGUGUAUGUCCCCUGGCAAAAGGGGACAGUACAUAUCUAAAUCAUUGCAAGAAAAUAUUAUUUUCAUUGUUCAAGUAAGACCUUACCUACGGAUGGCCAUUAGGGUAGAAAAUCCCUGGGAUUGCAACUUCCAUCAAAAUAACAAACACAUCAGAUUCCCUUUCUUCACUCGCAACGAUUAAAGAGGUAAAUGUAUAAAAUAACAACGUUUAUUAAUGGUGAAAGUUUUGUAACCAUUUGUUACAAAUCAGUACAUGUGUUUUGUCCUCACGAGCUCGUGUAGAAGGAAACAUGGCAUCCAAUAUGGUGUCGCCCAGAAACUUAGACCCACUCGCAUGUAUUUUAGAACAGAUUUUUAUGGUUAAAUAUUAUGAAACUUCCCAUAUCUUUCAACAGCUGGGUAUCUUUUAAUUAAUUUACAACAACAUUUUGAUGGAUAUUUCCAGAAACUAAUGGUAAAAGCUACAUUUUCAAUUUAAAGGGGACAAACUAUGACUUUUCCUAAGUCAUUACAGUUCAGUGGUUGAUACUAAAUAUGUUUAUGACAUUCUUGGCACUAAAUCCCUCUCACAUAAAGCAAACUCAGCAAUUUUAUUAUUGACAAUGUAAGUACCUUCCAGAAUGAGCCGCUUUAGAGUCACUUUAAGAAAACAAGCUGGAGUUGGCCAUGCCCAGCCAUUCCCUGCUCAGGCUGCUGUAAGCUGAGAAGCUCCAGUGUAGGGGAGGGGCUCAGAGUAGAGCUGCUGCUCCUCCAGCAGCAGCUCUGUCUUGUACAUUAGGGCUGGUUUUAUUCUAAUUUCCCCAUUUGUGACAUCACAAACUCUGACUUUUUGAAACAGCUUAUUCUAGGAAGAUUUUUCAUAAAAGGAAACUCCGUCAGAAAACAGUUAAUUUUUUUAUUUUAUUUUUUUUACAUUUUGAGUGUCCACAGAGGCAGCAGAGACCCACUUGGCAGCACCAUUGGAUGCAAAAGGUUAGUUUUGCUUAAUAUGUCCCCUUUUAUUGUACCAUAAACAUUAGUAAAUGAGAGACAACAAGUUUCAGGACCCGGCCAUUGGACUAAUAAGACCACUGCUAGAACCAACAAUGUCCCAAACGUCAUUCAGUAUUCAGAUAAGGGUCAUGAUGCAAUCGUUUUCACCUGUUAAACGAUCUACAAAUGGAUAUAUUUGGGCAAAAAGAGCGUGAGUUAUUGUAGGGAGCAUGCACCCUUUAUCACCUCAGAAUCUAUGCAUGUGGACUGUAAAUUUGCUGCCUUGUCAGUGGGUCUAUAUUUAGACAUUUUCAGACAUUUUAUUGAUUAGUAAUUGAUGAAUUGGCAGUUUAAUGAUGAAGGUGAAACAGACCUGCUGACCAGGCUGAUAACAUUGACUGAAAAUGGUGUGAAGGUGUUUGGCAUCUGUAGCAGGAUCAGACUAUUAAUCCGUACAAAUGGCCCAGGUCUAUAGUGUGCAAGUCACUGUUGCGGAAACGGUUCUAAAAAUAGCGCCAAGUAGCCAAAGGCUUGUUGCUUUUGUAGACCCAGCGAGGUCUUGCAUCGCCACAGCAGGUUUGAUAUGAAAGCCAAAAAUUGUUUUGAUACGGUCGGCCAGCUGGUGAUGCCGGGAGACGACAAGGUCGUCUGGGUUAUUGAAUGAAUCCAGAGGAGAUGCUGCAGUUUGUGUGGCUCUGCCUCCGCAGUUAAGUUUGUUGUCAGGCGGGUCCAUCUGGUGGGCAGCAGCAGGACUGCUCACUCGGAGACAUGGUACUUUUAUUAUUUAUUUAUUUAUUUUUAUGUGUAACUCUCACCUUCAUCUGUUAUUCCACGUUCAUCCCUGGAGCCAGCCCAUGACACAGUUUCCCACCGUGUGCAGACCGGAUACAGAGGAAGUGUUUAACACACAAAGGCCUAAACUUCCUCAACUGGCGGGUUUGUGGUUGGUAAAGUCAGAUGUGUUCAUUUAACAAUUGUUUUUCAUAUAAUUAUCAUAUUGUCUGACGUGUGUAAGGGAGUUAGGUUUAGCCUAAGAGUGUUUAUGACCGGUAGUAAAGUAAUGCCCACCCGCGGCGCUCAUCUACUCUCCCCAGAGUGAGUGGAACUCAAGCCCCCGGCUGGCUGCCGAAGAAUAGCGGUCGUUAAAUAUUCAUCCUCCGUUCCCGGUGGCACACUUUUCCUCCCUGCAGACCAACCCCUGCUGCUUUGAGCUAAUGCCAGAAGAGCAGAAAAGGCAUGGAGCUAUGGAUUGAGAAAAUGUAAACGGGCUUGGAUAAUUUUUGUUGUUUUUUUACACGUAUUUUCUUCGUCUUUUCCCCCCGUGGACCUGAAAGAGGAUGGGGAAACCUGACUAUGGAGCACUUGGAUUUCCUGAGAAGCCUUCAUGGGGAUCAAAUUUGAGCAGUGCAGAACUGCUUGGCCUAGGUGGACUUCUCCUCAUACUGAACCAUCCCAUAGUUCCACUGGAAAGUUAUACAGGCAUAUCUAACACAACAAAUCUUUUAAAGGUCAGCAGCAUUGCCUCCUGCAUAAGAGACAUGGUGUUCGUCUAGCCAUUUUACAAAAUGCCAGGCAAGAAAGAUGCAAAAAAGGACACCAAGAAGGGUGGUAAAGCUGAACCAGAGAAAAAAAAAGAAGAAGAAAAAAAAGGGAAAGAUGACAAAAAGGGAGGAAAAGAUGACAAGAAAGGUGGAAAGGAUGACAAGAAAGCUGGUAAAGAUGAAAAGAAAGGUGGAAAAGAUGAUAAGAAAGGGGGGAAGAAAGGAAAGGAGGAGACACCUAAGGGGAAAGAUGAUGGGAAAAAAGGAAAAGACAAAGGAAAAAGCAAGAAAGUGGAAUCUGAGGAAGAAGAGGAAGAACCCCUAAGUGAAGAAGAGGAGUUCAGUGAGGAAGAGGAUGAAGAAGACUCAGAGGAUGACAGGAAAGGGCGUGGUCGAGGAGGUAAAGGGGCUAAAGGAAAAAAAGGUGGGAAAUCUAGACGUGAGGAAGACUCUGAAGAUUUUGAUGAGGAUGAGGAUGAUGAAGAAGAAUAUGAUGAGGAUGAAGACAAUUAUGGUAAAUCCAAACAUAAAUCUAAAGAUAAAGGAGGAAAAUCUGAUGCAGAUGCUAAAAAGAAAAAAGGCAAAAGGAAAGAGGAAACUCCGCUGGCCCCUACAAAAGAGAUACCAAAAAAAGGCUUGAAGAACAUGUCCAGGAUGUUUAUGAAAUUUUCUGGUUUCAAAAGGCGCAGAAACAGUGUAAAGAAGCUGAAAAGUACUUCACGUCUGUUCCUUGGAUUGGGGAGAAGAAAGAGUCGAAUAGCUAAGAAGAAACGCCGAAAAUCUAUGUUAAAAAAUACCUCUCGUUUCAUGAUGAGGUUUAAGUCCAGCCAAAAGAAAAAGAAGGAGAAGGAGGCCAAAGAGAAGGCAGCUGCAAAUGGUGGGAAAAAGCCAACGUACAUGUUGCUUCGUCUGGGAGGAGGAGACUCAAGGAAGAAAGGCGGUUUCUUCAAAGGUUUAUUUAAAAAAAAAGACAGCAAGGGACCUGCAGACGACUUCAAAAACAGCAGCUCGUUACUGGGUAAGGUUGCAGCGGUGACUAAUUGGCUAACCAAACGCUUCCUGUCCCGCAAAACAGGAGAACAUUCAGGACGCCAUGGCUUUGGGGGUCGUAGAGGAAACAGAGGACAGUCCAGUUCCAGACGGCAUCUCCAUGGUUAUUAUAAUGAUGGCUAUGAUUUUGAGGAGGAUGACUAUGGACAUGACCAUAAUGGUUAUGCUUAUGGAGAAUAUUAUGAUGAUGAUGGCUAUGGUGGUUAUGGAAUUGAGGCAGAGCAGGCAUAUGCAAACCAGGGUCAAUAUGGUUACUACGAUGAGACAGGGCGUUAUCAAGAUCAAAGGUACUAUGAUGAAGGGUUCUAUGAUCCAAAUCUAGAAUAUUAUGAAGAUGAAUCGUAUGAUCACAAUAAUCCUUACACUUCUGCUCAAGGUUAUUAUGAUAACCAGGAAGCUAAUUAUUUUGGGUACCAACAACAACAAGCAAUGUAUGGUGAUGAGGCUCUUGACUACUAUGCACUAAUGGGUGAGGGUCAUAUGUAUAGAGGGGAGAUAGAUGGUUUUGUUGACCCUCAGGGUCAAGUGUAUUAUGAUGAAAAUGGCCAAGAACUUUACAAUGGAGAUGGUCAAAUGGGUUACUCUGAUAUUGGACAAUCAGGCUAUUAUGAAACCCCUUAUCCAGCAACAAUGGGAAUGCACGGAGGAUUUCCACCAGACAUUCAGCUUGGCUAUAGUGAUGCUGGCAUGCCCUAUCAAGACCUAAGCUCUCAGCAAAUAAUUGGAUUCCCACCUGGAAGUCAGCAGGUCCUUGGGUUUGGAGGGCAAGGAUUUGAUCAGCUAGAGGGCCUAAACGGAGGCCAAUAUGCUGGCAUGAUGAAUCACCAAAGAGAUGAUACUGGUGGGAUUCAGCAAGGGGACAUUACAUUUCGAGUUCCCAGACCUCAGGUGCGCCUAUUUGGUAAAGAGCGUCUAGAUGUUCCUUUGCCCCCUCCGCCUACCUUGCCACCUGAUCCAGAAUUUGAAAAUAUGUCAGAAAUCCAGUAUGAAGACCAGGUUCCUCUUGUACCAUUUCAGACUGGAGACAUGAUGUUGCUACAGCAGCAAAUGCCAAUGCUACCACAACAACAAAUGAUGAUGUCCUCUCAACCACAAAUGCCCCCUCAACAACUGAUCUCUCCACAACCUCAGAUUGUGUCAUCACCACAACAAAUGAUGUUUCAACAAGAACAUAUUUCACCCCAAAUGAUGUCAUCAGAAGUGUUAACACAGCAGCAUUUUAUGCCUCAACAAGUGACUUCCCCCCAGCAGCAAAUGACAUUAUCACAGCAACAAAUUAACUCCUCUCCACAGCAAAUGGUGUUUCAACAAGAAAACAGUGUGUCACCCCAAAUGAUGUCAGCAGAGAUGUCAACACAUCAGCAAUUUAUGCCCCAACAAGUGAUGUUCCCGCAACAGCAGGUGAUGUCAGAGCAGUUGUUGUUUCAACAACAGAUGCCCCCACAAGCAUUUCAUCCACAGAUUAUGACAGACCCUAUGAUGAUAUCACAGCAACAAGGUUCCACACUCCCACCAAUACCAACACCAACAGCCACGAUCAUCAAACAAGCAACCAUGUCUCCCCUUCCCUCACGCCGGAUACAACCUUCUCCAACUCCAUCUCGUCGAUCUGUCAUAAUGCCUUCCCCGCUAAUGCAGCGGCAUUCCCCUGUCCCCAUGGUUCCGCCCGAGCCUGCUCCUAUAAUUGCACAGAGGCACGGCCCCUCUCCGCAACCAUCUAUGAGGCGUGGGUUCAUUAAUGCCCAAAGACCACCCUCUGUUAUGUCUCGACAAAUCUCACCUCCUGCCUCCCCUAUGGCUUCCCCACUUGUUCAUCGUAGAAUGCAGCCUCAAAAGGCAUUUUCUCCGCUUCCUCAAAGACCAUCAUCACCCCCCCACCCUCCCCGUGCCUCCAUAAUUCAUCGUAGUCCUCCACCAUCACCCAGAGCACCAGUAAGGCAACCUUCUCCACCUUCAUCACCCAGACUAUCAAUGAGGAUGCGAAGUCCCCAGCCAUCACCCAUUCCUGCCCGGAGUCCAUUUAGAGAGCGACAGAUGCAAGAAUCACGUUCAUCUCCCCUCUCCCCUUCUCAUCAGUCACUUCCUCUCUCUCCAAGACUCACCCGAAGAUCUUCUCCAUCUCCACCUCCAUCUCGUCGAAGUUUAUCACCUGCAGGACCUCGUCCAGCUGCAUCCUCUCCUACUCUUUCUCGACGCUCAACUCGAUUGCUAAGAGACCCCACUCCAUUGGCCAGGCCUAGGAUGGGAGGAAAUGUUCCUUUAGGUACUGUGAGGCCCUCCCCCAUGGGUCUCAGGGGACGUCCAGUUCCCCCACCAACCCAGAAUGUGCGUCCAUUUCGUGCAUCUUCUUUAAGAAGUAAUAGGUCAUCUGUUCUUACUAUAGACUCAUCCAUCCACUCUUCACCUCGUCAUUCUCCUCGUAUGUUUCAUCAUGCUCCCCUUCAGAGGAGAGAAUCUGGUCGAAUUCCUCUUCGCCCUAUAGCACGAGGGCGGCCACUUAUGACCCGGCAGUCCACCAGAAGCAUGCCCCCUGCCUCCCCACAGCUCUCCCUCAAACAGAUGUCACACCACGCAUCUCCACAUCUCUCUCCUCAGCUACAUCAUCAGACUUAUGAGCCUUAUGUGCCAGAACAAUCACAUGAAUUUGUUGUUCCAUCAUCUCCCAUGUUAUCUGGUUCCUUACAGAACCAGGGUCACAUAUUGAAUAUGCAAAACCAAGCUAUUCAGGAUGUGCACUAUUCUCCCUUUAUGCAGACACCAAUGUCCCCUUAUGAGCAGCCUUUGCCUUCUUCCACGGUACUGUCUGGAGCACUACAAAACCAGACUGUCAGAGAUGCAUCCUAUGUGUCUCCACUUGAGAGGCCUCAGUCUCCUUAUGCUGGAUCUGUGCCCUCAUCACCAAUGCUUUCUGGAGCUCUGCAAAACCAGGCAAUGAGAGAUGCGUCCUAUGUGUCUCCACUUCGGAGGCCUCAGUCUCCUUAUGCUGGAUCUGUACCCUCAUCACCAAUGCUUUCUGGAGCUCUGCAAAACCAGGCAAUGAGAGAUGCGUCCUAUGUGUCUCCACUUCGGAGGCCUCAGUCUCCUUAUGCUGGAUCUGUACCCUCAUCACCAAUGCUUUCUGGAGCUCUGCAAAACCAGGCAAUGAGAGAUGCGUCCUAUGUGUCUCCACUUCGGAGGCCUCAGUCUCCUUAUGCUGGAUCUGUACCCUCAUCACCAAUGCUAUCCGGAGCUCUGCAAAACCAGGCAAUGAGAGAAGCGUCAUAUGUGUCUCCACUUGAGAGGCCUCAGUCUCCUUAUGCUGCAUCUGUACCAUCAUCACCAAUGCUAUCCGGAGCAAUGAGACGUGGUCAGGCAAUAAGAGGUGUGGCUUCUUAUAAAACUCCACAGUUACAGUCUCCAUAUGGACCAACGGUUGUCACACCAUAUGAUUACAUUUCUGAGCCUGGUCCAGCGCCACUGCUCCAAGAUGCACUCAUCAACAGAAAUGAUUUGCGAAAUGUGUCUAAUUUAAAAUCUCCCAUGAUGCAACACCGCAGUGCUUAUUCACCAAGUGGACCCCAGCUCCACAAUGCUCUUCAGCAGAACCCAAACCUUCGCCAGGCAUCUUAUCAUACACCAAUGCAACUACAACGGUCCUCGCCUGGAUUUCCACCACCCUCUUCACCAAUGUUGGGAAGUGCCCUACAAAAUCCUCAGUUGAUGCAAGCAUCGUAUCGCCUACCAAAUGGAGCUAUGAUCUCACCUUAUGCAGAUCCUCGUUCUUCCCCAUUGCUUGGCCAUGCACUACAAAACCAACAAGUUCGCAGCGCCUCAUAUAUGAUGCCAGAUGGAUCGAUUAUCAGGGACCCGCGUGUACUUCAGAAGCCAAUGUCACCUAAUCUUUCUGGGGCUCUUCAAAACCAGUAUCUCAGGGGUGCCUCAUACACUCUUCCUGAUGGCACCAUUCUAGAUCCCAGACAACAACAACCUAUGUCCCCAAACCUUGCAAGGGCCCUAAACAACCCAGCUCUGCGUCAAGCUUCUUACUCUCUACCUGAUGGUACAAUUGUGAUCGACUCCAAGACAGAAAAGUCCCCAAACCUUAUGGCAGCACUUCAGAACCCUUACCUAAAGAGUGCCUCUUACACUCUACCAGAUGGCACUAUUAUUAUUGAUCCACGAAAACCUGCUUCUCCAAACCUGUCCAAUGCUCUUCAAAACUCCUCACUAAUGAACACCUCUUUCACACUACCAGAUGGGGUUCGAAAUCCCAACACUCCUGUGUCACCAAAUCUGGCAAAGGCUCUCAACAACCCAGCCUUGAAAGCAGCUUCAUACACCCUUCCUGAUGGAACUCUUAUUGUGGACCCGAGGAAACCAAAAAACCCAAACUUGAUCGCUGCUUUGCAAAAUCCAUAUCUAAAGGAUGUGUCCUACACCCUACCUGAUGGAACCAUCAUUAUUGACCCAAGGAAACCAGUUGGUCCUGACUUAUCUAAAGCUCUUUUGAAUCAGAACCUUCGUAAGGCAUCAUACCAACUCCCUGAUGGUUCUCUGGUUCUUCCCGGUCAGAGGUCUUUACCCCCAAACUUGUCAGGUGCUCUCAGGAGAAACCAGGGGCUUCGUUCAGUUAAUCUCUAUCAUUUAUCGGAAAACUCAGUACUGUCUGGUGCACCAAAACCAACCAGUCCCAAUGUUGCUUCUGCACUAAAGAAUGAAGAACUACGUGGUGUCACGUACAGGCUGCCAGAUGGCUCUCUUCUCACACGCCGGUUCCAUAACCCAAAAGUGUCUGAUGCCAUCCAAAACCAGCAGCUUCGUUAUGCUUCGUACACUGUGCCAAUGGGGCUCCAGGGAGAAGACCAUCGCUAUGCUGUUAUACCUCCUUAUGGGCCACGAUCUGGCCACUGGGCUAGGAAUGUCCAAGGUGGAGGUGAAGGUGGAGAGGAUGUUUGGGCAGCUGAGAGGAUUUUGCCACAUGGUACACUUCAGAAUUUGUCAAAGUGGUCUAUGUACAAAGAAGAUGGGAUGUUAGAGGGAUACUUCCCAACUCCUCCAGUUGUGAGCAGACAGCAUCAAAAGCUAGACUGGACUCCAGACAGAGAUAGAGUCCCAGGUCAAAGCUGGUAUGAUAAGAUCUUCUCUGUUUUAAGCAUGCCCACAGCAGUCCACAGGGUGCAACGCUGGGCAGAGGGAAUGGAAGACAUGACGCGGCUGCCUGAGCUGAAUGAGACCACAGUUCUGAUGAAUCUGAAGAAACGCUUUGAUCACGAACUUGUAUAUACAUACAUUGGCAGUAUCCUUGUGUCUGUGAACCCUUACAAGUUGCUCAACAUUUACGGCACGGACAUGGUGCUGCAGUACGAAGGCCACGGUCUAAGUGACAAUCCUCCUCAUCUCUUUGCCAUUGCUAAUCUCUCAUACACAACCAUGAUGGAUGCCAAAAAGGACCAGUGUAUUGUGAUCAGUGGAGAAAGUGGGUCAGGAAAGACUGAAGCCACUAAACUGAUCCUGCGUUACCUGACAGCCAUACACCACAAGCGUAACGUCACACAACAGAUUCAGAUCCUAGAGGCUACACCCUUGCUAGAGUCUUUUGGAAAUGCCAAAACAGUGCGCAACGACAACUCUUCACGCUUUGGCAAAUACACGCAGCUCUAUAUGGAUGAGGGUGUAAUCAGCGGUGCCAUAACGUCUCAAUACCUGCUGGAGAAGUCCCGCAUUGUCUUUCAGGCCAAAUCAGAGAGGAACUACCAUAUCUUCUAUGAGAUGUUGGCAGGUCUUCCACCUAAUGAGAAACGCUCGCUGUAUCUGCAGGAAGCUGAGACUUACUACUAUCUAAAUCAGGGAGGUGACUGCACCAUAGUGGGGAAGGAUGAUGGGGGGGACUUCAGACGUUUACUGAAUGCCAUGGACAUCCUGUGUUUCACCCCAGAGGAGCUAAACAGCAUUUACAGCCUUCUGUCCUCUGUGCUUCACCUGGGGAACGUCUACUUCCAGCCACAUCAGGCUGAGGGCCAGGAGGCUGCAUCGGUGGUGAGUGCUCAUGAGCUCAGGGUGGUAGCAGAGCUUCUGCAGGUCUCACCUGAGAGCUUGCAAAAAUCUGUCACCUACAAAAUGACAGAUGCAGUGAUGGAAAAGAUCUACACUCCACUGACUGUGGAGAGCGCUUUGGAUGCCAGAGAUGCUGUUGCCAAGAUCCUGUACUCACUGCUGUUCGGCUGGCUGACGGAGCGCAUCAACGGACGCGUGUACCCUCGCAAUGAAGCCCUUUCCAUCUCUGUGUUGGACAUAUAUGGAUUUGAGGAGCUACAAGUGAACAGUUAUGAGCAACUGUGCAUCAACUAUGCAAAUGAAACUUUGCAGUUCUACUUUAACCGAGUCAUCUUUCAGGAGGAGCAGGAGGAGUACAUGCGAGAGCAGAUUGGAUGGCAGCCACAACCCUUCAACAACAAUCAGGCGUGUUUGGACCUCAUUUCUGCAAAGCCUCAUGGGAUACUACGCAUACUGGAUGACCAGUGUGGCUUCCCCCAGGCAACAGACCACACCUUCCUACAGAAGUGCCACUAUCACCAUGGAAACAACUCGCUGUAUGCCAGGCCAAAGAUGCCACUGCCAGAGUUCACCUUGAAACACUACGCAGGGAAGGUUACCUAUCAGGUGCACAAAUUCUUGGAUAAGAACUUUGACAUGGUUCGUCAGGAUGUUUUAGACCUCUUCAUCCAGAGCAAGAACAGAAUGAUAUCGAGCCUCUUCCUGAAGCACUCAGAGUCUUUGUCACUGCAGCGGUCCAAUGUGAGGCGCGGCAGCACAGCACGACGUCAUCAGGCCAACACAGUCAGCGCAAAGUUUCAGAGCAGCCUGCAGGAGCUGCUGGACAAGAUGGAAAGGUGUAACCCUCAUUUUGUGCGAUGCAUCAAGCCAAAUCAUUUCAAGGAGCCAGGAGUGUUUGACUUGGAGUUGGUUAACACUCAGCUGCAUUACUCUGGUAUCAUGGAGACCAUCCAUAUAAGGAAGCAGGGCUAUCCAAUCAGAAUGCCCUUUCACAGCUUCUUGACAAGAUAUAAAGCCCUGCUCUGCCUGGAGAAUUCUCCGCCUGCAGACGGAGAAAAUUGCGUUACCAUGCUCCACAAACUCUGUCCAGCCAAAGAAGGCACGUAUCAGGUGGGAGUUAGCAAGAUUUUCCUGAAAGAAGACUUGUACCAGCUGCUGGAGGGGAAGCGUGAUCGUGUGCUGGACAUCGCUGCCAUGACUCUGCAGAGAUACACGCGCAUGUGUUUUGUCCGCAAGAACUUUGUCAAAUUUAAGGGUUGCAUGACUCUGUUUCAAGGCCGUUGCAGAGGCUACCUGGCCAGAAAAAAGUUUGCUCUCAGGAGAAAAUACCUCAUCAAGCUUCGCUCUGCUGUGCUGCUAAUUGUCAACCGCCAGCGCUACAUGAGGGUAUGCACACACAGUUUGAGCCAUCAGGGGGGCCAGCUGUGUGAAAGUGUGAUACUGUUGUCUUUCUGUUAGACAGUGGUGGAGCCUGCGAGGAAGGCGGAGGAGGAUCGGAUCAAUCGAGAGGUUGUGAACGUAACAACUCUGCCCAUUCCUGCUGAACUGGCCGGCUUGCUGCAGGCAGCUUCAGGUGGUGAGGAGCUGCAUUCUGACUGCUUGGCUGUGGUCCAGGCUCCAAAGGUGCAGGUGGACCCUCAGCUGAUUCUGCCCCUGGACAUCAACAACUACCUCAUGACUCACUACAUUCAGACCAUGUUUAGGGAGCCGUUGUUUGGGAUGCUCACCGCCCCUCUGGAGGAGUCUCUGAUCCGAUUGGAUGAACAGUUAAAACAAGGAUCUCUGAAUGUUUUUAUUCUGAUACUCAGGUUUAUGGGUGACCCAAACUUGAAUGGAGCUCAGGAGAACCUGUUUGGGAACUACAUCAUCCAAAGAGGACUUUCACACCCGGUCCUCAGAGAUGAAAUUCUGGUCCAGAUAGCCAAUCAGGUGUGGAGAAAUCCUAACAUGCUGAACUCAGAGCGUGGCUGGCUCCUCCUCUCCUCCUGCCUGUCUGCCUUCCUGCCCUCUCAGAGGCUGGCUAAGUUUCUUCUUAAGUUUGUGUCAGACUACGGCCCAGAGGGCUAUGACUGUGUGUGUCAGCACCGUCUGCUUCAGGCUUUGCAGCGGCUGGGCCUCGGUCCAGAGUACGUCCGCACUUACCCACCCUGUCUGCUGGAGUGGACCGCCAAUCGCAAGAAAGCCCACACUGUUCUGCACGUGCAUUGCUUCGAUGGUGUGUCCUUCCUGUGUCCAUUGCAUUCAUGGACAACGGGAGAAGAGAUUGCCAAAGACAUCCUACAACACAGGGGUGUGACGGAAGGCCGGCGAGGCUGGUCAGUGCUGCUUAAGGAGCCGGCUCAGUGGGUCGAAUUGGAGGGCUCAGACUUCAUUUUUGACUUGAUGUCAGACCUGGAGCUCCCCGCUGACUUCCCCAAGCACAACAGCUACUUCAUCAUCUCCGCUCUGCAGCCAACAAGAGUGCGGCCCAAUGCCAGCAUAAGCUUGCUGGGUGGUGGGUUUGACAUGAACAAUGACAUUCCUUCAGCCAUACCUGGCUUGGAUCUACUCAGCCAAGAACUAGAGCCUCAGAGAGGGAUGGAUCGCUAUCUUGACAGCCUGUUUGACCCGGUCCUGUCUGAUGGAGCUGGAGAAGCAGACACAGCAGCAGGACUUUCCAGCAGAAUGAGGGGGGCUGGGGGAGUCGGUGGGAAGUGGCAGCAGCAGGGCCAGUCCGGGGGCCAUCCACCCCCACCCGGAGCUGUGAGAGUCCUUCCUGUUGGCGGUGUGAUGUCGCCUCCUGUUGCUGCUGUGGCACCUGUAACACCUGGAAACCAGCAGGCUGUUUUGGCCCAGCAGCAGCAGGAGAUUGUGAACCAACAGGCCGUCAUCAUGGCCCAGCAGAUGACCAUACACGCCAUGGCCAUGGUCAGCAGCCCCGUGUCGAGUCCCCCAACCUCCCCGAUCACGAGCCCUCCCAUGAGUCCUCUCCUCCCUCACCCUCCCAGCGCUUACGUCCCUGCCAGCCCAUAUGCCGUCAUACCUCCAAGUCCAUAUGCAAACAUCCCACCGAGUCCUUACGCCAACUUCACUCCAACUCCCUACGCUGGAGCCGUCAUCCCAGCCAGCCCUUAUCUUCUUUCUGCUCAGCAGGGACACACUCUAUCACAGCCGAACACUCCACUCCCAACCGAGCCUUGGGCCGCCCGCCCUGACCCCCAUCAGAGCUCUUCCACAGCUGAGGCAGCACAGCCUAGAUCUAAAUCCUCGCCACAGGUUCAGUCAGGUAAGGACAGCGUUCCUCGGAGAAAGGCUCCGGGCGUUCCUAUUAACAAGGAGCCAACCAGGAAAUUCGCCCCAGUUGUGACGUCUCCUCUGCCCCCUGCUGGAGAUGUGGUGAAGUAUUCAUCUUCAGAUCACAUCGUUCCCAGCCAUGACAUUCAAGAAAUCAUCAAAAGGUACAACUCACCAUCACCGCCUCCAGACCUGCUACCGCCUGGCAAGAGGAGACCAGAAGAGAAAUUCAAGAAGAAGCCAACGGCUCGUGACGAAGCUUUACAGAUUCUUAAACCUCAGAUGGAGCACCCUCCUCCUCCACAGCCCAAACAACCUGUUGCCCCCUCACCAUCUGCUUCUGCCAUGAAAGAGGCAGGCUUUAAACCCACCAGGAUCACAAAAGCAAGAGCACCUGUUCGUCCGCUGCCCAAAACUCCUCCAGUUUCUCGAGAGCUUCCAGUGGAGGCCGAGAGCAUCCAGACCCAGCUUCAUCAGGGCAGCAAUGAGGAGCACUACACCUACACCAAUGUUCCCUGGAGGCUGUAUCUCAGAAAGGAGGUGUUCUACCCCAAAGACAGCAUCAACAACCCUCUGGUGCUGGAUCUCAUUUUCAAACAGAUAGUGAACGACACUCUGUCGGAGGCGUGUGUUCGGAACCGAGAUGAAAGGCAGAAAAUGAAGGCUCUCUUCGCCAAAAACGGUGUUGAGCAGAACAUGGAUCCAGUGGAGGAGCACGUGAAAACCAUUGUGACAGCAGCGAGGGAAACCUGGGAAAUUAUACUUCCCAGACUCUUCCCGGCCUCGGGAAGUGUAGGGACAGGUGUGCAGGUGUUGGCAGUGUCUCACAGUGGCAUCAAAUUGCUGAAGACAGUAAAAAGCAGUGCCGCAGCUCCAGAUUACUUCAGAGUCCUGCGACCGUACACUUAUGCUGACAUCCUGUUUGUGACCAUCCCAUCUGAGAACAUGUUGGAGUUCAAUCUGACCAACGAGAAGCUGAUCCUGUUUUCAGCCAAGGCAUUACAAGUCAAACAUCUCAUAGACACCUUCAUCAGUGAGAUCAAAAAGGACUCAGACUACGUCAUUGCAGAGCGUAACUUUGUGACCGAGGAUCGCGCGAUGCUCAGUUUCCAUAAAGGUGACAUCAUCAGGCUGCAGGUUAUGAACGGAGUGGAGAAAGGUCAUAGUUACGGCUGUGUGGUGAGGAAGAAGGUUGUGUUUUUGGAAGACCUUAAAAGAGACACUGAGGACUUUGGUUGGAAGUUUGGUGCCAUGUUUGGACGCUCUGGGGCAUUCCCGACAGAAUGCGUCCAUCCUGUUGCUCCUCCGGACUUCCUGGCGCUGCCGCUUGACCGAAGAGCAGAACCUCGAGGCGGAGCGGACCAGUUUGCUGUGUCAUCAGCUGUUGCUGUUGCUGUAGCUUCAACCACGGCUGCGCAUGAGAUAGAUCAAACGAUCGAGAACGUGUCCUUUGAUGGAUUUUCUGAUGGAGAGCUGGAUGAGAGGAUGAUGCAGGACAGUAAAUAUGACAUGUUGGAGUUUGCCAAGAAGUACUUCAGACAGGCAACUGGUGGAAAGGGAGAGUUCUCGAAGAGCAAAACUAAGAACAGAGACUCCAGAGAGCCCACUGAGAUGAUCAAGUUCUCCAAGACUCCACUGACUGAGUCUCUGAUCGAGUUCACUGACUCGGGAAUGAACAGGGUAGCAGCUGAUCUCUUCCUAUCUAUCAUGCGCUUCAUGGGCGACUCUACACCAAGAGGCCUGUCAGAACAGGAAGUGCUCAGCUCUUUUCUCAAGUUGAUUGGAGACUUCACCUUGAUGAGGGAUGAAGCUUACUGCCAGCUCCUCAAACAGCUCACUGCCAACACCAGCUCCAAACCGGAUAGUUGCCAACGAGGCUGGAGAUUGCUGUACAUCUUAACGGCGUUCCAUCGCUGCUCUGAAGUCCUUAAGCCUUUUCUGGUAAAAUACCUGCACCAGGCAUCUCGCAGCGCCGGGGCACAGUACCAGGGUAUAGCUAAAGCGUGUGAGCAGAAUCUGAGGAAGACGUUCCAUUAUGGUGGUCGCAUAGUUCCACCCAACAGCAUGGAGCUUAAGGCCAUGAUGGCGGGACGCAGCUCAAAACGGCAACUGUUUCUCUUUCCCGGAGGCAUCGAACGCCAUGUGAAAAUCAAAACAUGUUCUGUGGCGCUGGAGGUGAUAGAGGAGCUGUGUUAUGAGAUGGGUUUACACACAGUGGAAGCCAUGGAGGAAUACGCCAUAUUCCUAGUGACCAACAGAGGUCAGAAUGUGCGUCCUCUCAACAAGAACGAGUACAUCCUGGAUGUGGCGACAGAAGCCGAGUUAGUUGACUCCAACUACAGCUUCUGGUUCCGGCGGGUCGUCUGGACGCAGCCGCUCAGAUUUGAGAACGAGCUCUGUGUGACCAUGCAGUACAACCAGAUCCUUCCUGACUACCGUAAAGGUCUGCUGAACAUCCUCUCUCAUGGAAAUGUGAGUGAUCAACAGUUCCACCAAAUCUCCAAGCUGGCUGCUUUACAACAAAGAGCCAAAGACAUCGUCUUCGUUCCCAGCAUACACGAAUUAUCGGAGUACAUCGCUGCACCUCUUUUCAAAAAGCAGCCGCCGCAGCAGUGGGUAACCAUGGUAACGCAGCACAUGCAGCAAGUACAGCCUCUGAGCCCACACCAGGCCAGAGCACAGUUUCUGGGGCUGGUCAGUGCUUUCCCCAUGUUUGGCUCCUCGUUCUUCUACAUCCACAGCAGCAGCUCCACCACCUUCUACGCUCCCUGUAUUCUUGCUGUCAAUCAACGAGGCCUCCAUUUCCUACACAAAAACACACACGAGCUGAUGAUAGUGGUCCCCCUGGUGGAGGUGCAGUCUACUCGCACCCAGAGGCCCUCGGCUGGAACCAGUUACCCAUAUGUGGACAUCACUCUGGGAGACCUGAACACACAGCGGGUCAUUCAGCUGCAGCUGGAGCAGGGCCUGGAGCUGUGUCGAGUCAUCGCCAUGCAGGUUGAAAACAUGAUGUCUGUGCGGGCAAAAAGGCUCACGCUGCCACCCAGUGAAAUCACUAUGCUGUGACACACGCAUACACUUAACAAGGCUCACUAAAGUUUCUGUGCAUUUAAAUAAAAAUAUGCUGACUCAGCCUACCUCCUCUCAUGCUCAGGUGUUCCUGCUGCUCAUACACACACAAGCAUGUAGAAAAAGUCACUGGGAGGUCAGCUGAACAACUGCUGGAUCAUUUCUCCUAAAAAAUGAUGGCCUACAAACUAUAAAUCUGGAUCUUCCAUGUUUUUCUGUCCAAGUUUUAAUGUUGAACUUAAAAGUUUUCAUAUUUCGAUUCUGUACUCCGACAAAGCAUCAGUUCGUGAUGUUGUGUUAUUAUGCUUAGAAAGUUUUAUAAUUGAUCUACUGCUUUAUUUUUUUAUUAUUAUUUUUAUAUUACUGUGGUUGAUUGUAAAUCGUGUACAUUGUGGCUUUGUUGAACACGUUUUUUUAUAAAUAAAUAUUUUAUCAAAAUAAAAGCUUUUAGAGAG